Vigna angularis (adzuki bean) is the source of this 3147-nucleotide messenger RNA. RefSeq lists its product as uncharacterized. Gene Ontology annotation, biological process: proteolysis. Bases 1 to 3147 code for a protein of 1048 amino acids. The transcript is spliced from 2 exons. The record is from RefSeq and is a predicted model, not a curated record. NCBI's taxonomy places the organism in Eukaryota, Viridiplantae, Streptophyta, Magnoliopsida, Fabales, Fabaceae. Gene Ontology annotation, molecular function: aspartic-type endopeptidase activity.
AUGGAAGGAAGAGUGGUGAAUGUUGAGGGGCAAAUUGAAGCGGUGGAGGUCGCGAUAGCAGAAACGAAAGCGGAGACAGUGUUCUUGCGGCAUGAAACGGGAACGCUGAGGCAAAACUGCGAGGUGAUGCGCCAAGAUAUUCAAGCAAUCUUGACGAUCUUAAGGGAUCGCAAGAACGACAAUAAGGGCCAGCGUCGGGAUGGCAGUGAAUCGUCUGUAAACGAUAACGGAGGAGAGCCAGGAGGCGAUGGAGGACAAACAGGAGUAGGACGAACGGGGACGAUGCCCAAUUGGCGGAAGCGGGUGGAGCUUCCUGUGUUCGAAGGGGGCGAACCCUGGAAUUGGAUUAGUCGGGCUGAGAAGUUUUUUGAGGUGCAGAAGGUGGAAGAGGAGGAGAAGUUGCAACUGGCCUUCAUUAGUAUGGAAGGGUACGCCGGAAGCUGGUUCCGAUUCUGGCGGGAGAAAACCAAGAACUAUUCUUGGGAAGGGUUGAAGCGAGCUUUGGGAAUUCGAUUUGGAGGAGGAACGAGGGGAACUGUGUAUGAGAAACUAUCGGCGAUCAAGCAGACAGGAGCAGUGGAAGACUAUAUCAGGGAUUUCGAGGUGUUAGUGGGUCAGACGACUCAGAUUCCGAAGGAGCAAAUCCUUGGAUACUUUAUGGCGGGACUCAGGGAGGAGUUAAAUUGGGCCACAUCAGUGGGCGAUCACGUGAGGCCGCAUGAUCCCCCAGAUCUCAUGACGACGAUGCGGAUCGCGAGGGACGUAGAAAAAUUGUGUAAACCGUUAAUGACGGGAGGAGGAUCGGGUUUCAAAAUUCAAAAUUCGUGGGGACGAUCGACGAGCGUCGUCACCCGAGUUGAUCCAACUAGGGAUUCGCAGAACCGAGGAGGGGGGAGGGCCGUUGAGAGUGUCGGGUCUGUGAGGAGAGAGACGACCCCAGGAAGCGGGGCCGCCAGAACCACCGGAGAAGGAAGAGAACGGGGUCCGCGUAACUUGCCGUAUUCAGAGUACUUGAAAAGGAGGGAGGAGGGAAAAUGCUUCCGAUGCGGAGGUCCGUUCAGCCCGGGCCAUCGAUGCCCAGAACGAGGAAUUCGAAUGUUGAUUAUGGUGGAUGAAGAGGAGGAAGAAGGAGGUGAAACGGAGACAGAAGUGGAUAUCGCCGUGAUGGAAUUAUCGGCCCUGUCGGCGGGGGGCCUGACUACUUCCAUAACGAUGAAAUUAAAGGGGCGAAUAGGAGAAAGAGAGGUGCUUGUUCUGAUUGACAGUGGCGCGAGCCACAACUUUAUUAGCCGGUGUUUGGUGGCGGAACUGGGUAUGGCAGUAAGGGAGACCCAACCUUAUUUCGUCAGUUUGGGGGACGGACAGAAGAAAAAGAUUAGCGGGUGUUGUGAGCAAGUAGUUUUGGAGCUGAGGGGCACCGAAAUUGUAGAACAAUUUUACCUUUUUGAGCUUGGGGGAGUGGAAAUAAUACUAGGCAUUGAAUGGUUAAAGAAGCUAGGGGAAGUGACUGUAGAUUGGGGAAAACUUACGAUGGUAUAUCGGCAAGGAGAGAAGAAGAUAACUGUGAGAGGGGAUCCCAAGUUGGAACGAAAGGUGGUGGGACCCAAGGCUUUAUUAAAAAUAAACAAUGCAGAAGCUUGGAUGAUGGUUUGGGAAUUGGGCUCCAUUGAGGCCCAUAAUAGUGGCCAGAAGUAUGUGGACCUUACAGAAAAGCAGAAGGAGGAAAUGGAGCAGCUUCUAGACCAAUAUGACGUGGUGUUUGCUGAGCCCACCAGCUUGCCACCUAACAGAGGCAUGCAACAUCGGAUAACACUUAAAGAAGGAAGUGACCCCGUCAACGUCAGACCCUAUCGGUACCCACACGUGAUGAAGACCGAGAUAGAGCAGCAGAUCGCCGAGAUGCUCCGGACAGGGGUGGUCCGACCAAGUCACAGUCCGUAUUCGAGUCCGGUAAUUCUGGUGAAGAAAAAAGACGGCAGCUGGCGUUUUUGUGUAGACUACCGGGCCCUCAACCGCGCGACUGUGCCAGACAAAUUUCCCAUUACCGUCAUCGAGGAGUUGCUGGACGAACUGAAAGGAGGGACUUUCUUCUCAAAAAUCGAUUUGAAGGCCGGAUAUCAUCAAAUACACAUGCACGAGGAGGACAUUGAGAAGACGGCUUUUCGAACACACCAGGGGCACUACGAAUUCGCAGUAAUGCCAUUCGGACUCACCAACGCGCCGACGACGUUUCAGAGCGCAAUGAACAGUCUUCUCCGGCCCUAUUUGCGAAAGUAUGUCUUGGUGUUCUUCGAUGACAUACUGAUUUACAGCGGUAAUUGGAAGGAACAUCUUGAGCAUGUAGCGAGCGUACUGUCGACGUUGAAGCGAGAACGGUGGGUGGCUAACCGGAGAAAGAGCGAAUUCGGGCAAACCCAAGUUAAAUAUUUGGGGCAUGUCAUUUCCAGCAAGGGCGUGGAAAUGGACGACGAUAAAAUAAAGGCCAUAGUGGAGUGGGAAAGACCAAGAACAGUAAAGAGCUUGAGAGGGUUCUUGGGGUUGACCGGGUACUACCGGCGAUUCGUCCGAGACUACGGAAAAUUCGCCCGACCUCUGACGGAACUGCUAAAGAAAGGUGGGUUUACUUGGAACGCAGAGGCAGAGGAGGCUUGGAAGACGUUGAAGAAGGCGAUGACGACAGCACCCGUGCUGUCACUGCCCGAUUUUAAGCAGUCAUUCCACAUCGAAUGUGAUGCUUCCGGCCGAGGAGUGGGGGCAAUUUUGAUGCAGGAGAGGAGGCCCAUAGCUUAUUUUAGCAAGGCGAUAUCUGAGGGGAAGUUGAGCAAGUCAAUAUACGAGAAGGAAUUAAUGGCUCUAGUAUUGGCCAUACAACAUUGGCGGCCUUACCUCGUCGGGCAGAAAUUCAUCGUUCAUACCGAUCAAAAAAGCCUCCGACAUUUGCUGGAGCAACGUAUUACCACCCAAAAUCAACAGGACUGGAUCGCAAAGCUGCUGGGAUACGACUUCCAGAUAGUUUACAAAGCAGGGGCUGCUAAUAAAGCUGCAGAUGCCCUGUCUAGAAAAUAUGAGGGGGAAGAGGAUGAAGAAAAAGAACUGGGCGUGAUGGCCAGACCCUUUUGGCAGGAUUUUGAGGAGGUGGUGCGAUAA